CUAAAUUUCUGCCGCUUUCAAACCAUGGUCCAUGGGAGUGACAACCUAGUGUUUCCUGCGGAGCGCAUGGCCAUUAGGGAGUUUGGAUGUAAGGCGCUAGAAAAUCUACGUGCGAUUUGUUAUCUGUUUGUAGAGAUUGUGGUCUGGGACUUGUUUGCUAGCUUGAACGCCUCUUCUUUCAGAGACGAUGCGCUGGUGGCUAUUUUGGAGUCGCUGAAUUGGUUGGUGGCUUCCAAGUUUGCGAUCGAGAUGAAUAUCGCGAUUCCAGGGAGUGUGCUCGCGCAUUGGGACAUCUGACAUUUGCUCCAAUUGUGAGGGAGAGGGCAAUUGCAAGAGAGCUGCAUCCCUACAUCAUGAAAUAUUUUCUAUUGUCAUCUGUUGCAUCUGAAAAAGUAAUAAAUACAUCUUUGACAAUGCCGCAACGUCACGUAUUGUCUCAUAUAUCAAACGGGAGAAUUAUCGGAACGUCUUAUCACUGAGAAUCAUAGAGUAUCAUCCUCCGUCUUCUCUCGUAGCAACUUGUCACACCAACGUUCUCUUUCGCUCUU
Molecule: messenger RNA, 548 nt
Organism: Periconia digitata
Lineage: Eukaryota; Fungi; Ascomycota; Dothideomycetes; Pleosporales; Periconiaceae
Source: the annotation of a GenBank genome assembly